AAUCGGAAGCGUCCAUUUCAUAAAUGUACGGCUAGAAAUGAGUCCACACAUAAAAAGAAGUCAAAGUGGGUGCACCGUGCAAGCAACGGAGAAAGAAGGCACAAUUACAGCGGGCUUUGUUUGCGCCCGCUUUUGCUUGUGGCGGUGCUCUUCAUUCAUAUAUCCUCCAGAGAAUUUUGGCUUCCUUACUGUUGUGCAAGUAUCUUACUUGGGCGGACUUAUUUCAAGUUGGGGAACUAAACAAGGCACCACACUCCAGCAUAGGGCGGACUUUAGAAGAUUGGUGGAACAAGACAAGCCUCUGUACUCUUGAGAAGACAGCCACUGCACUUUCUUUACUUGGUUGCACCUAUUUGGAGUUAAAAAGGAAGCCUUACCAAUUUAAUAUUGGUAGGAUUCCAUGGGAGGUAAUACUCUAAUGAUAUGAAAGUUGACUAUUGAAGCAUGGGAAAAGGGGAUCACAGCUAUACAAGUUGCAAUUUAAAAUGUUUCAAGUCUAAUAAUCAACAUUGAGAUGCAUCUGCACAAUGCUGGAAACCGAAAAAUCAAUAAAAGAAAUCAAAUACAUUCCAAGUGUGACAUAGGCCUCUAGAAAUGAUGUGCAAGUCUUGAUGGCAAUUUGCAUUUGGUCUAUUUUCCUUGAUAGAAACACGUAUGGUUGGCCAAGGGUAUCCUUUUAUAUGGUUGCCGUCUUUAUUUACUUUCCCAAUUUACAAACAUCCUAUUUAGAAUCACAGUUUUAUUCUUCAACAGUGAAAAAGGAGUUCUAACAUUGUCCGGAAAUCCUAGAGGCACAGACAUUUGUGUUGUCCCACAGAGCUUAUGGACCCAGGUUCAGGAUCACAAGACCUUUGUGUAGAUGAACCUAUCACUCUUCCCAAAUCAAGGGUAGGAGCAUCAAAUGAUCAGCGUUUUUUAUUGAUUUUUAUUGCGGGUACAUACUUUGGGCCAGAUGUGAAAGCUGAAGUGCCAACUAAAUCAGCUUUGCAAAGAAUAGCACUAGAGCUUCCACCAUAUACACAUGAUCAGCUUGGAGGUUCGGUUGUACGACUUGCAGAAAUUGAGAGCGUGUAUUUUUAUGUUCUAAGAAGAGCUCACCCAAAUGUAGGAGUAAAGCUGCAGUCCCUUUACAAGUUUCUUCAGGGUCAUCUGGCACCACCUACAAAGGAGAAUCUUGAUGAUGAACGACAGUUCACAACCCUCUUCCCUCCUGAUUUACAUCGGCAGGCUAGAUUUAAAGGAACAUACAAAGUUGUUGAGAAUUUUGUUUUUAUAAAUGAUCCAGAUAUCACAUACAUAAAAGCUGAGGACAUAGAAAGGUUUAAGCAAUUAACUGGAUUAACCGAAUUAAGGUUAGAUAGAGAUGAGGCACGGUUCUACAGACAUGGCCGAAGGAUGGAUAGAGAUGAAUUAAAGCAGGCUCGACUCAUUGCUAUUCAAGAGACACAUCAGCAGGCUCAAAAUGGUGGUGUGCCACCUUUAAUUUCAGAUGUUUCACAGGAACCUCAAAAGAGAAGAAGAAAGGAACCAGUACAGACAGUACCAAUGCCACCUCAAGCAAUGCCAGGAAAGGAAAAAUCAACACAAAGUAAGAGUAUCGGACCAGCAAUGAUACUGCUUCCUUCGUCCCCAACUGAAGAGCAAUGGAGCAAUAUCCUCAAGGCUACGAAGCCAUCAAUUGCAUUUACAGGAUCUGCAGCUGCUAGGCAAGUUGGUCCUGUAAUUGGGCUUGUUGAUAUUGGUGUUUGUGAAGAUGCUUAUUUAUUCCGCAUAGCACUUCCUGGUGUCAAGAAAGAUCAGCGUGAAUUCAGUUGCGAGGUUGAAUGUGAUGGUAAAGUGGUUAUUAGGGGUACUACUACAACAGGAGAGCAAAAGGUCUUGAAGAACUCGCGAACAUUUCAAAUGCAAACUCAACACCUGUGUCCACCGGGUCCUUUUACUGUCUCUUUCCAAUUGCCAGGACCUGUAGAGCCCAGAGAAUUUUCAGGUAAUUUUGGCGCUGAUGGUGUUUUGGAGGGGAUAGUAAUGAAAGAGAGGGAAAGAACGGUCUCUGCUUGUUUGACCUUUGAAUCCUGAUUCAUUGGCAUUGUGAAGGACACAAUUGGCUUCGUAGCUUUAAACACAUUCAAAGUUGCACAGUCAAAUUCAAAGUGCAUUUGAAGCUUCGAACAUUUUGUAUAAUACUGAAAAUGGUUGAGCCAUGGUGCAAGAUAUUUAUUCUCUCUGACUAUUUGAGUGUUGUAGAUUUAUCAAGCAAUUCUCCUGGAUUGGAUCUUGCGACAUUAUCUCUUGAAAGCUGUGGGCAUAAUUUACCCACAAGUUCAGAAAGGCAUAGAUGCAAGGCACCUGAAGGAAUUGAGGAAAUGAAAAUUAUAUGCUACCAUGAGAGAUUAUAAAUGUUAACAGUCCUUUUCUUUGACUGCCCUACUCUUUGUUUCUCUGGAAACCGAGAGAUACUGGUUUGAUUGUUCAGAUUUUAUCCCCCAUGUCAGCUCUGGGUUCUCUCUCUUUAUUUGUCGAAUCAUGAGAAGCCAUUGGUAUAUUAUCAGUCAUGUUUCUAUUGUGUAUUGUUAUGUGUUUUGCAUUUCAUUAAUUGCCAGUGCUACAAAGUUUGAUUUAA
Cryptomeria japonica (Japanese cedar) is the source of this 2620-nucleotide messenger RNA. Its product is annotated as increased DNA methylation 2. Bases 823 to 2076 code for a protein of 417 amino acids. The transcript has 5 exons. Gene Ontology annotation, cellular component: nucleus. NCBI's taxonomy places the organism in Eukaryota, Viridiplantae, Streptophyta, Pinopsida, Cupressales, Cupressaceae. The record is from RefSeq and is a predicted model, not a curated record.